This is a messenger RNA of Cryphonectria parasitica EP155, 1068 nucleotides long. RefSeq names its product RmlC-like cupin. Lineage: Eukaryota; Fungi; Ascomycota; Sordariomycetes; Diaporthales; Cryphonectriaceae. The transcript has 3 exons. The coding region runs from base 1 to 1068 and encodes 355 amino acids. The record is from RefSeq and is a predicted model, not a curated record.
AUGAGCGUCCCCGUCCUCAGCACGCCUCCCGACAAACGGUCGGCCUACAUCAUCGACCAGCUCGAAGGCGAACGCAUCACCAUCCCCGGCAGUAAGGGCGUCUUCCGCAUCCUCGCCUCCUCCAAACAGACUCAGGGCGGCAUCGCCGUCUUCUCGAGCGGCGCCGUGCUGUCUGAUGCGCCGGGCUUCCACUGGCACGCCGAGGCCCAUGAUGUCUUCCUCCCAACCAAGGGGUUUCUGAAGCUGUGGAGUGGCGACAAGUGUAGGAUCAUGGGGCCUGGAGAUUUUGCUUAUGUCCCCCCUAAAAUCAUACACAACCCAGAGAUGCUCGGCCCCCACACUGAACAGCUAGGUCUCGUCGCUCCUGGCGACUGGGUCGACUUCUUCCGCUACGUCGCCGACUCCUACAGCGGCCUCCUCGUUCCCGAGUCCGACACCCGCGACCUCAAAGCCCACAUCAUCCCCAAAGUCAUGGCCGCCCGCGACCGCUUCGACGUCCACUUUGUCCGCGACCACCAGCCCGCCGAGGUGAGCGACUGGCUCGCCUCCGAGACCGCCCUGCCCGAGGAAGCCCUGACACCCUAUUUCCUGCGCGCCAACACGGGCCCGCGACAGAUUCUGGGGGGCGUCAUGUCGCGGCCGUUCAUCUAUGCGCGCCACACCGCGGGGCGGUUCGCCAUCACGAGCCUGGAGUCUUCGAGCGCCUAUGGCAGGUCGUGGCUGGCGGAGAGGUGGAUCACGUUUCAGAGUGUAGACCACUGCUUCUGCGUGCAGGAGGGCAUUCUCAAGGUGCGGCUGCGGGGCGAGGAGGCGUGGAGUGAGGUCAGAGAGGGUCAGACGCUGCUGGUGCCGGCGGGCCAGGCGUUUGUUUUGGACUUUGGGAGUCGCUAUGUUCGUGCCAUCACCUUCACCAACGGGAAGGGUCUGGAGGAGGUCGUGAGGCUGGCUGGGGUUGACUGCGCCGGCGUGGUGCUGCCGGACGAGGCGGCUGCCUUUGAUGCUGCCAGGUUGCAGGAAUACGAUCAAAGGUCUGAAAAGGACAAUGUUUUAGAAGCGCUGCAUGAAUAA